CCCGGCGUGCUAGGUCGCCUAACUAGUCGACCUAGUCGCCCACACGCACCCCCACACCUCUCGGAAAUAGCCUAAGCCGGCAAUACCAACUCGCCUACCCCACGCGUGCUAGGUCGCCUAACCCGUCGACCUACUCGCCUACACGGGAUCCCCACACACCAUUGGAAAUCGACCUUAGCCGGCAAUACCAACUCGCCUCCCCCGGCCUGCUAUGUCGCCUACCCAGUCGACCUAGUCGCCCACACGCAGCCCCCUAAAAAUCGCCUAAGCCGGCAAUGCCAACUCGCCUACCCACGACGUGCUAGGUCGCCUAACCAGUCGACCUAGUCGCCCACACGCACUCCCCACACCUCUCGGAAAUAGCCUAAGCCGGCAAUACCAACUCGCCUCCCCCAGCCUGCUAUGUCGCCUACCCAGUCGACGUAGUCGCCCACACGCAGCCCCCCAAAAUCGCCUAAGCCGGCAAUACCAACUCGCCUACCCACGACGUGCUAGGUCGCCUAACCAGUCGACCUAGUCGCCCACACGCACUCCCCACACCUCUCGGAAAUAGCCUAAGCCGGCAAUACCAACUCGCCUAACCCCGGCGUGCUAGGUCGCCUAACCAGUAGACCUAGUCGCCCACACGGGACCCCCACACCCCAUCGGAAAUCAACCUCAGCCGAGAAGGCUUUUUUCUUUUCAUUUUUACGUUGGCAUGGAAGGCUGUCAGUACUAUGGUGGAUUUAAUUUCCAAGAAAAUCCUUUGGUAUGAUGUUGCCUCCUCUUUCAACCUUGCCAUUGGCAUCCUAGUAAAUAAUAGGAGUAUGUAGAUAGUGUGAAGUAUUCGUAUAGGCAAAGACUAAAGAGGUUGUGAUUCUGUUAUACUGUUUGUCCACCUACUGCAGAACCUCAUGAUUCAUACAAUUUCAUUGUGAAUUGCCUGGAGAGGUUUCCGCAGUACAAGUACCGUGAUUUCUACAUUGCAGGAGAGUCAUAGUUUACUCUUUUUUGCUGCUAUAAUUGGUUUGAGGAAGCACAUCCUGAACCUGAAAGGCUUGUAUCUGACCUGUAAUUGCUUUACAGGAUUUCAGAAAUCACCAAAAUCAAACCAAACUCAGUGAGCAGCUUUUACAGGGUUGCAUGAAUUUUUUCUACUACUAGUUUUCAGGCUUUUUUCGCCUGGCUACUUUUGUGUUUUUCUAAGCAACUAGACUUUACUACAAGUUUUUUUUUGUAAGCAACUACAAAUAAAUUAUUGACCAGCUUUUACUAUACACAGAUUACUAACACAAAUAACUCUGCUUCUUUUCUCUUCUUUUUAGCAGAAACAAAGGUGCAAGACAAUAGAGAAGAUAGAAUUCAAGAUUCAGCAACUUUUAUCUACCAUCCAGUUCUACAAGGCACGGGGAUGCAAGUUCAUGGCCAAAAUAAUUGGAACAACACUUUUACCUUUGCUGUUUUUCACUGGGAGAAACUUGCCCAGCUCUGCCAAUAUUUUUGCCCAAUAUUCACCAGAAAUUUUGCCUGAUCAGCAUGAAGAGUUGCAGAUACAAUUACGUUUUCAGAAUUUCCCCAUGAUCUUUUGCCUUGUUUUCGUCUCUAUUUUACUCUGUUUUUUCGCUGUGGGAGGAGAGCUCCACAACGCUAGGCCAUUGCGUCCAGCGGUGGCUGGGGAAGGAGUUGUACGGGGGAUCUGGCUGGUGGGCGUAGGAUUUUUUGUGCUGGAUGGAGGGGAGGAUCACGUGAGGGAAAGGAUGGCUGGUUGUCAGGACGUGGCAACAAGAUGGGGAAGCUGGACUUGCCUUCUUUAGCACGUGGGGUGGGGGACCGACAGGGCACUUUCCUUAAUUGCCGGCCGCGAGAUACGCUACGCGGGCGCUGUGUAGCAGCGUCCUUCAUUUUUUCCAUUCAAUUAUCGCAAUGCUUGUAAAAUUAACCUUUUGAUGACCACAAGGUUCUCUGCGGUGGCGGUGCCGUUGAAGCGCGGCGGAUGUGUACUUGCAGCUGCAUCGGCGGCAGGGGCAGGGAGCCCUCACUUCGGCAGUGGGGAGAAUGAUAACCCGUACGAGAUUUUGGGCAUCAAUCCGCUUGAUGGGUUCGACCAGGUGAAGAUGGCCUACAAUUGGCGUCGAAAGAACGCCGAGAACAGUGGGGAUGCUGCAUACUUGUUGAAGUUAGAGAGGGCUUAUGAUACGGUCAUGAUGGAACAGCUGCAAAACCGGAAGAAAGGUGUGGCAUAUGGAUCAGUCCAGGAGGAAGCGGACCAUACAGACCAGGGGCGACUGAAUGCCAGGGGCGACACGGGCGGCACGGUGUUGCCCGCGGCGAUCGCUGCCAUCCGGAUGCCGGCGCCCGUCGCUCCUGGUGCUAGGCAAGUCGGAGGGAGAUUCUGGGCUCUCGCCGAAUCUGAUGAAGAGGAGGACGACGAUGGAGAUGGCUCCGGCGUCACGUCCGAUGGUUACUCGCUGACGACUUCGGACGUGAUUUGUGAAGCUUUCAACCCUGGGUAUUCGGAGGAGGAAGUGGCUACAAUCGUCGAGGGAGUCGUGCCGAUUGACGAUCCGGCGCGGCAAGGUCUUCAUCCGGAGGAAAACGUGGAGGUGGUUUGCCGGAUUGUUCAUCGGAGGACGGCGACUUCUGCGAUCCGGCCAUGGAAAGGUCCCUUACCUAAGGUGACAAAGGACAUCAAAUAUGCUGAUAAUCAACCAAUAGUUCCCUGGGGACCUAGAUACUCUAGAGCCACUGCAAAGGACGUACAAAUAAAUAUGGCAAUAUCAGCAACAUUUAUCACGUGCAUAUUGACCAUGGGCCAUGCAGACUGGAAACCCUUGCAGUUUUUGUGUUUUGCUUAUUUCUAUCGAAUACUUGAGAAACUGAAGUCUACCGAGCCAGCAAUAACUCCUGUAUACAAUGAGUACGGUGAGGUUGAAGGCCGAGGUAUACAUAUGGCAAAGCGAGUGCUUCGUAGUUUGGGUUUGGUACUUGGAUCGAUAUUUGCUGCAUCCCUGGGUUAUACCGGACUGGCCAAUUUCUCCCAGUUUCUUGGUCACUAUAUUCCCUCUCUUGUUUAUAACUUCCAGGAGUUGAUUGUGACCACAGCUUCAUCUGUUCUGCUUUGCAUAUUGGCUACGUACUACCGAUAGCGAUUGUGCUGGACUGCCCCCUUGUUUUGCAGUCCUGAUACAUUGACACUCAAUCAUCUUCAUCUUCAUCUUCAGUUCUUCACAAAGGGGUUGUGCUCGAUAACUACAUGCAUACUCUGUCGCGGAAACCCAAAGCUGUGAGAAAUUUACUCUUAUGUCUGGAAAUUUGCACAGCAGAUAAGAUGUCGCUGUCCAACGGUUCUGGAGCUGAAAUCAGCAUACAAGAGAGAAACGGCUAACAGAAGAAUUUAUCAUGCGGCGCUGACGAUGU
Triticum aestivum (bread wheat) is the source of this 3396-nucleotide messenger RNA. RefSeq lists its product as uncharacterized. Gene Ontology annotation, cellular component: chloroplast membrane. Bases 1926 to 3125 code for a protein of 399 amino acids. NCBI's taxonomy places the organism in Eukaryota, Viridiplantae, Streptophyta, Magnoliopsida, Poales, Poaceae. The record is from RefSeq and is a predicted model, not a curated record. The transcript has 10 exons.